CUUAAACCCCUAAUGCGUAUUUGCACUUAAUACCGUAUAUACUCGAAGUUUCUUUAUAAGUCUUAAUCCCCGUAUUGUUUCGAGUUUGUAUUGUCACUGUAAACGCAUCUAAUACACCCACCAAACACAGAAGAUAAAUUGAAAAAAACAAAUUUGUUACUUGGGAACAGUUUCCGAAACAGUUAACCAAUUUGGACAGGAUACGUACAAUUUUUCCGUCUGUACUUAUUCUUGGUCAGGGUCUUUCAUUGGCGUCUUAUCAAGCCUUUCGAAUGGGAUGAGUGAGUUAACGGGGUCCCAAGAAACCCGUGUUUCUUGGAAAAUCUCACCAAGCAGGGCACGGACGUUGAGCGCAAAAGAUGUCUCAAAAUUGUUUCAGGGGAAUACCAAUGCUGAACCUACGUCGCCUUAUGAUCCGGUCGGUAAGCUUUGGAAUCGAAUUACGGCUUCACAUUCUACAGGCCAACGUUCAGUGUCUUUGCCUUGUCCGUUAGAGAGUAAGACGCCUACGAAAUCAACGAGACCGUUUAUUUUAAAGCGAAAGCGUUCUUCGGGUAAAGGCAGUGAUGAACUUGGAACCGAUGGUGACGAAGACGAUAUCCCUAGUUCGACGAUAAAUCGAAAAUUAAACAGAGUGUCGAGCUUAUUAAGUGUUCUUCGGGCCAAGCUUGAUAGGGAUUCUAAUGCUCAUGAGCGAGAGCAUUCAGGCUCACCGAAAGCUUCAAAGCUGAAGAAGUCAUUCUCGGAGCCCUAUGGCACUGAGGCAACGUCCUCAAGCAGUUCUUAUGAAACUCAACUCAUCGACGUCGAUGCAACUGUCCUUCCCGCGCCCGUACAAAAUGAUGCCGAAGACGCUGUAUCUGUAGCCAGUGAAUCAACAGUCGCUGAUGAAACAGAAUUGCAAUUAGAUGAAAAUGACAUACAGCAACUGGAUAACAUUGAGAAACACUGGAUAUCGACUCAAACUGCUCUAACACAAGGGUCUGCUUCCAACGUAAAUACCGAGGAGCUUAAACCGACCUUCGACUACAGCAGCGAGCCUAGUGGAGACGAUAUUGACUGGGACGAAGAAGCUAUCCAAGCAAUCAUGACGCAAACGGAAGCACAAUUUCUCUCAUCUGCUGCCCAAUAAUGCGUCCCCCAUUUCUACUCUCCUAUCUUUAAUCCCUCCCAUCAUCUCUUUCUUUUUGCAUUCUUCUGUUCAAUUUUUGCGUGAAUCAUGUCACACUUCGUUCUCUUUUCCUUUGGAACCCCUUUCUGUUCUUUCUUUUUUAUGAUAUUAAUGGCCCCUUCAUGAAAUUUAUUCAACAUUCAUUAUCUGGUUACUACUACAAUAAUGGAAGCCAAGUAUAGACUGCUUCCUCUCAUUUUUUUAUUAACAGUCGCGAUGAACCAUUGAAACCAACUUUUCAUAAAUAUCCCGCUUCUGAAUCCAAGUUCUUGUUUGUUUCUUUCUUUCCACAAUUAAAUUGUAUUGAAUAAAAACCAGGGAAGCACUUAUCUCUUUCGACCAAGUCGGUUCUUCUGUGCAGCGUUUCUGAAACAGACUGCUCUCGAAGGCAUCUUCCCAUUUCGCGUGAUACAGUAGCUGGGUUAGACUGUCUAGACUGUCACGCAUUUCCUGUGUCUUUCUAAUCUUUGACUUUAGGGACAUAGACAAUCUCGUACUUUGCUUUGCAUACUUUGGCCGAAGAAAUGUCGCAUAACUUGACGUAUGGACAAAAUCAAACAUCAAUCGGUUUCCAGCCUUUGAUUGAAUUUCUAACACUCGUUCUUCAGUCAAAGGCGUUUUACGCAAACCCCGUUUCUGAAAUUUUGUAACAUCUAAACCGCCUUGCUUUGUACAUAGUAAGUACUCUGAAAACCUAUGCUGUAGUUCCUUUCGUAGCUGCUCCGUUGGAAAUGUACCGCGAAUAGUUUUCUGAAAUUUAUUCACAUACUGUAAGAUUAGGAUGUUAGUAUCUGAGACUUCUGUG
Molecule: messenger RNA, 1976 nt
Organism: Schizosaccharomyces japonicus yFS275
Lineage: Eukaryota; Fungi; Ascomycota; Schizosaccharomycetes; Schizosaccharomycetales; Schizosaccharomycetaceae
Exons: 1
Coding region: 278-1132 (284 amino acids)
Source: RefSeq, a predicted model, not a curated record